AUGCCACCCUUCGUUGGACGAAAACGACGUUCCGCUUCACCCGUGCCUGCUCCUCCACCCGCGAAAAGAGUAAAGACUGGAGCACCAAGCGCAUCCAGACCCCCUCCAGCACUGCAGAAGAAGAUCAGCAGAUUCACUGUCGGUAGUGAUGACUCUGAUUCGACCUUGAGCGAGGUUGAUAGUGACGAGUUUGAGGAUGUUGCUGGUCCCAGCAAGCCCUCGAGUUACCACAGGUUGGCUCAUGCUGGCAAGCAAGACGAUGACGAGGACGAGGACAUAGAAUGGGAGGAUACUCCAGCUCAUCCUGUCGCCCCUGACUUUUCAAAGCGCGAGUUCAAAGAUGUAAAGAUCACCGUGGACAAGGACGAGGAACCCUACUUCAGCGCUCGAAACACGACCAAGAAAGGUCCUUCGAAACGUGAAAAGCAGGCUCGGAUGUGGGCUCAUCAAAUGCAUGUUCAGUUCCUUUUAUGGCACAAUGCAAAGCGAAAUGAGUGGGUCAACGAUAAGAAAGUGCACGAUAUUCUGCUGAAACAGCUACCAUCACAGAUUACAAAAGAGAUUGAGAAGUGGAGGAGAGCCAGUGGGCUGACUGUUGAGUCACAGGAGCGGUUGUCAAAGGACAAGAAGAAGAAGAUCAAGAAGUGGAAGGCCAACGGAGAACGAAACGAGCGGGACUGGGGUCGUCCAAGCCAGAGACUCGAGGAGGGCAAACCAGAUAUGAGCUCUGGCGAUCCAAUCAUCAGUCUAUUGAAAGUACUUGCUGCUUAUUGGAAGAAGAGAUUCGCAAUCACAGCUCCCGGUCUAAGAAAGCGUGGUUACAGCACAAGGGCUAUCCUGCGCAAGGACAUUGAAUCAUACCGCAGUGACAAGCACCAUCCUGCGAAACAUGGAGAAAGAAUCCAAAGCCUGCAGCAUUUUCGCAAUCUGGCAGAAAAAUGUGGAGGCUCUAGAGACAUAGGCGCGCAGCUCUUUACGGCUUUGUUGAGAGCUAUUGGUAUUGAGGCACGACUAGUUGCUUCACUGCAGCCGACAGGUUUCGGUUUCACCAAAGCUGAAGAGAUGGUACCACGAAAGAUCAUAGAUCCCGAGUCAUCUGAGGACAGCGAUGUUGGAAGCGAACCAGAGGCGUCUAAGAAGAAAGGCAAAGCACAAUCACGCAAAGCAGGAGUCAAGUCUGCUCCCAUCGAUCUGGAUACUGAUGUCGAGGAUGACACAAAGAUGGAGACGGAUGAUGAAUCAGUAGUCGACGUAACACCAGCUAUGCCCAAAGCCAGACCAGCAAAGUACGACAGAGACCUGCUCUUUCCAGUAUACUGGGCAGAGGCUAUUUCACCGAUCACAUCCAAGGUCUACCCCGUGUCACCCCUUGUGCUCGAGAAUGCAGUGGCCACCUCUGCUGAGACCUUAGCUGCUUUUGAACCCAAAGGGGCUAAAGCGGACAAGACACGGCAAGUCAUGGCGUAUGUCGUGGCUUACUCUUCAGACUAUUCUGCCAAGGACGUUACGGUGAGAUAUCUACGCAAGAGACUUUGGCCUGGAAAGACGAAAGGUUUUCGUGUACCAAUUGAAAAGGUGCAGAUUCACGACAAACGUGGAAAGGUCAAACGAAGUGAGCAGUAUGACUGGUUCAAGCAUGUUCUCAGCGCCUACCGGCGGUCCGACCGCAAACGUACUGCCGUUGAUGACACGGAAGAUGCUACUGAUCUAGUACCCGCUGAGCCUGAGAAGAAACAGCUUGAAGGCGACACAUUGCAAAGCCUCAAGGCAUCGACAGAAUUUGUGAUUGAAAAACAUCUACGACGUGAAGAGGCACUGAUCGUUGGCGCAGAGCCUGACCGAUAUUUCAAUCUUGGCAAGGGUGAGAAGCAGGAGGAGAUAGCAGUCUACAAGCGCUCGGACGUUCGAAGAGUCAUGACAGCUGAAUCUUGGCACAAGGAAGGUCGAGUGCCGAGAGCAGGGGAAGCUCCUAUGAAGUACGCGCCUGUACGUGCAGUGACUCUGACGCGAAAAAGAGAAGCCGAAGAGCAUCUCAUUCGUACCGGCGAGAAGCAGAUGCAAGGUCUAUACAGCGAGGAACAAACAGAAUAUAUCAUACCACCUCCAAUCAAAGAUGGUCACAUACCAAAGAACUCAUAUGGUAACAUCGAUUGCUUUGUGCCCAGCAUGGUGCCGAAAGGUGCAGUCCAUCUACCAUUAAAGGGAUGUGUACGCCUGUGCAAGAAGCUCGAGAUUGACUUUGCAGAGGCGGUCGUCGGAUUCGAGUUUGGUAACAAAAUGGCUGUUCCGGUUAUUCAGGGUGUAGUGAUCGCCAAGGAGAAUGAGAAGGUCGUGCGAGAUGCAUGGCGGACAUGGAACGAAGAAGAGGAGACUAAGAUGGAGAAGUUGGUCCUUGAGACUUGGCGCAAGAUGGUGAUCGGGCUCAGAAUACGCGAUCGAGUGCAAGAGGAAUAUGGAUUACCUUCCGACCGAGGAGAUCUUCAAUCAGGUCGUGUCAAGGACGACCCUAUUCAGCUUAACGAGGAGGAUCAUACCACGGGCGUUGAGCCAGAUCAGAAUGAUCAUGAAUUCGGUGGCGGCUUUCUCGUUGAUCAUGAGGACGAUGCCAAUCAACGCGAAGAACUGACCUUGGACUUCUUCGCUGAAUCGGACACGGACCGAAGGGGUUUACCAAAUAUCUCCGCAUCGCAAGACUAUUACAGUCCCGAUUACAGCCAAGGAUACCCAACCCCUGUGUCACCUCCACGCCUGUCGGAGAAGUCUGCCUCUGCACCUGGGCCUGAACCAAUUCUAUACGAUAGCGAUGAAGAUGAUCUGGGAAGCACGCGAACACCCAGAGAUACAGCUGGUGGUUUUCUUCAGGACGACGAAGAAUCCAGUGCUGCCGUGCCCGCCUCGAAACCAAAGAAAACGGCGAAGCGCAAGUCCAUUACAGUCGCUUCUAACGACAAUGGAGGAGAGAAUGGUACUACUGCACCUGAAUUGAAGCCUCGACCUCGUGGUAGACCACGCAAGACUGCAACACAGCAAGAAGCACCCACAUCGUCAGUGAAGAAGACACGAAGCACGCCUGCUCGUGGCGCAAAAUCCAAAAUCACAUCGAUGAACGUCGAUGGUUCCGCUGACUCCGAGAACGAUGACACCCAGACGGGUAGUAGAGAGUCACAUGCAUCGCAUGACAGCGGCUACACUGAUUCGGGCAUUGAAAUGUUCACUAAGCAGUCAGAAGCACCCGCGUCAACAACGGUCAUAGGUGGCAGCACUGGUCGACGCGGGCGGAGGCUGCUGCGAAAAGAAAGUACGAGGGUGACUAGCCCAUACUUCGACCAGCAAUAA
Messenger RNA from Lithohypha guttulata, 3336 nucleotides. RefSeq lists its product as uncharacterized. The transcript has a single exon. Gene Ontology annotation, cellular component: nucleus; cytoplasm; nucleotide-excision repair factor 2 complex. The record is from RefSeq and is a predicted model, not a curated record. NCBI's taxonomy places the organism in Eukaryota, Fungi, Ascomycota, Eurotiomycetes, Chaetothyriales, Trichomeriaceae. Gene Ontology annotation, molecular function: damaged DNA binding; single-stranded DNA binding. Gene Ontology annotation, biological process: nucleotide-excision repair; mismatch repair. Bases 1 to 3336 code for a protein of 1111 amino acids.